AUGUCUGCUACUACUACUGGUAUCAAAAACCUCAUCUAUGCCACUGAAACUGAUUUCGUUCAAGAUUGGCACGUCCGUGUUACUUGGAUCGCCUUCAUGACAUUAUGGGUCAUUUGGGGUUUGGUUUGGGUCGUUCGCUCAUUCUUUGUGGGUCAAGUUGAUUCUGCUGUAACAACGAAUCCUGAGGUAGCCACUACUGCUGCUGAUCCUGAGGUCGCUCACAAGAAAUUCUCCUUAAAGACGCCUGUUGUCAAUGGUACAUUUGCUCCCCGUUUGGAAAGAGGUUAUCAAGUUGUCAAGGAUGCUCUUUUCUCUCUUCUUUGCUUGCUCUCUAUGAAUACAUUUGCUCGUGCUUCUACUUAUGCUGUUAUGAUUCUUGCUUGGUUCUUUGUUGCAUUUGCUGUAUUCUGGUUUGCUGUCGAACUCGUUGUCGAUAACCGUUAUGUUCGUGUUCUUUACACUACCAUCUUUUACGGUCUUGGUUUGACCAUCGGUGGCCUUGCCUACAAGCAAGGCUUCUUCUAG
Molecule: messenger RNA, 525 nt
Organism: Mucor velutinosus
Lineage: Eukaryota; Fungi; Mucoromycota; Mucoromycetes; Mucorales; Mucoraceae
Product: U3 small nucleolar RNA-associated protein 11 (U3 snoRNA-associated protein 11)
Exons: 1
Coding region: 1-525 (174 amino acids)
Source: RefSeq, a predicted model, not a curated record